AUGGUCGCAUGGCAGUCCUUUGCGGGCCCUGCCUCCGUGCUGUGCGCCGUGAUGGACGGCCAUGGCCGCUUCGGUCACACAGUGUCGGCACGCGUGAGGGACUCCGUCCCCUCUCAGCUCUCGCAGCGCCUCUUCCCGCACGCCAAUGGUGCUGAUGCCUCAUCGUCGUAUGAUGCUCUCGCCGCAUCGUUGCGUGGUGAUGACGGAUCAGUGGGGGGCGCUGCACACGUGGCGGAGCAGCAGUGGAGGGAGGCCGUGCGCGGCGCGUUUGAGGCCGUUGAUCGUGAGGUGAAGCUGCAUCCGGCCGUUGAUCCGCUCGUCAGUGGCAGCACAGCGGUGGUGGCGAUGGUUCAACACAACCAUCUCUUUCUGGCCAACCUCGGGGAUUCCCGUGCCGUGCUCGCCAGACGAGCACACUCAACUGUUUCCUGCGAUGCCACCUCAGCUGCUGACACGGCUCCCUGUCAUGCUGGACCCACCGCAACCAGUCCGAACCACCACCAACCGGAUCAACCCCAACCACCUCCCGCCAGCUGUCACGCUCUCGAGGCCGUCGCCCUGACUGCCGACCACAAGUGCUCCGAUCCAACAGAGGCCGCCCGGAUCAGGAAAGCGGGCGGCAGAGUGGAGGCGCUAGAAGACGAGAAGCACGUGAUGAGGAUCUGGCUGCCCAAUGAGAUGGCCCCGGGGCUGGUCACGUCCCGGGCGGUGGGCGAUUUCCUGCUGAAAGGAUUCGGAGUGAUCAGCGAGCCUGAUGUUACCGUGUUACCAGUGGACGAUGGAGACGAAUUCGUCAUCCUGGCGACCGACGGGGUGUGGGACGUGCUCUCUCACGAGGAGGCUGUCUCUAUCGUUGCCACGUCACCAUCCCCUGCCACGUCAGCAGAGCGCCUGGUGACCUCAGCGCAGGAGGCCUGGGCGGCCAAGUAUCCCAAGGCCCGGCGAGACGACUGCACAGCUGUGGUGCUCUUCCUCCGAACCUCCCUGCCGAACCUGAUCCCAGACCUGCCAUGCCCUGGCCGGGGAGAAGCCGGCUCGGGAGAACCUGCCGGAGCCGGAGAGUGCUUCACAGAGCGGCACGGAGAUGCAGUGUUCACAGAUGAAGGGCUCAGAUUCCACCGGAAUGACACCGUUGGUGACCUGGCGGCGCUUGAUUGGCAGGACGAGCAGGUGCUGGCGAAGCGGACUCUGAGGCGAUGCCAUGAGGGUGAAGUGGAGGGGGAGAAGAAGAAUGACAAACAGCUGAAACGGGGCUUGAGGAGGGAUGAAUGA
Messenger RNA from Closterium sp. Naga37s-1, 1272 nucleotides. The record is from the annotation of a GenBank genome assembly. NCBI's taxonomy places the organism in Eukaryota, Viridiplantae, Streptophyta, Zygnematophyceae, Desmidiales, Closteriaceae.